UAUGUUUGAAUCUAUAGCCAACCUAAAACUUAUAUUAUAUUUAAAAUUCAAAUUCAAAUGGCAAACGAAAGCUAUAUUUGGCAUGUAAGUCACUCAAGCGCUGACAGUCUAAUUUAGACAAACCAAGUGUGUAGACGCAAAGCAGUCAAAGAAUACGAAAUUUAAAAAAAAAUAUUUGCCAACUAACCAAAUAAAUUCAAUGACUUUAUUAGCAAAUAAAUUAAAUUCAACUAAAAUGCUAACAUUUUACCUACUCUUCUCAUUAUCCUUGUGGUCCUGCGCGAGUGCUUAUGUGACACCAAGCGAUUUGCCAGAACGUGUUGGUGACAAAUUUAUAUAUUUCGGUUACGGUAGUAAUAUGUUGACGAAGCGCAUUCAUAUACAAAACCCAACGGCCGUGAAGAUCGGUAUGGGUAUUCUGAAGGAUUAUCGUUUGGAUUUUAAUACAUACACCGAGCGUUGGGGCGGUGCGCCGGCGACAAUUGUGCCCACGGAUGGCGCGUACGUUUAUGGCACAUUGUGGGAGAUUUCGCUUAGUAAUUUGGAUGAUAUUGAUGACCAAGAGGGCGUUCAUGAGGGUAUUUACUACGCCGCAAGGCUGCCCGUAAUGCUGCCGAACGACACAUUGACUACAGCACGCGCCUACCUAUUGGCUGAUCAACCGAAAACCCCCUUAAAUGAUUUCCCUAGUAGUGAUAAAAUACCACAAAACCGUCAACCAUCGAAAACGUACUUACAGUGUUUGGUAAAGGGCGCACAAGAAACGGGCAUAGUACCCUGGUAUGUGGAGUGGUUGAAGUCUGUAAAACAUAACGGUCACAUAGCGCAGGAUUUGGAGCAAAUUUUAGACUUGAAGGAUGUGAAGUUGAAUUCUUGAAGUGUCUGUGCUGUUAAUAUGC
Messenger RNA from Ceratitis capitata (Mediterranean fruit fly), 899 nucleotides. Its product is annotated as gamma-glutamylcyclotransferase-like. The record is from RefSeq and is a predicted model, not a curated record. Gene Ontology annotation, molecular function: gamma-glutamylcyclotransferase activity. Lineage: Eukaryota; Metazoa; Arthropoda; Insecta; Diptera; Tephritidae. Bases 200 to 877 code for a protein of 225 amino acids. The transcript has 2 exons.